CACCGGGUGGCCAGUGAGUACCCGCCAUUCAUGCGAGUCGAUCCCGCCGCGUUUCCGUGUGUCGAGUCUGGUGCGUCGAGUCGGCGAGAGCUGGCGAGAGCCUAACGAGGAGAGGAGAGAGAAAGACAUGGUGUCGGUGAUGUAUUUUCGCGCCCUUGGGAAGACAUGAAACAAGCGGAUUAGCACUCGCCACGCGUAGUCGCGUUCGCACGGCCGUGGAGUGACGAUGAGUCUCGGCCACGUUCGCCCCACGUAGAAGCGAAGGAGAAAGGGAAAGAGGCAUCGACAGGAAUCCACGCCGAAAAAUGUUGGUUAAAUAAUCUGACGCACGAGGGAAUUGCCAGGUGACACAGCAAACUCUCGACGAUUACUAUGGGGGCAUUUUUGGAUACACCGAAGACCGACAAGUACAACGAACAUGGUUCUGGUAACGGAUUGCGGUACGGGGUGGCUAGCAUGCAAGGAUGGAGGAUGGAGAUGGAGGAUGCUCAUAGAGCGAUAACAGGGUUGGAAGGUGGACUGUCGGAUUGGAGUUACUUCGCUGUCUUCGAUGGUCACGCCGGAGCGAGAGUGUCGGCACAUAGCGCCGAACACCUGCUCGAGUCUAUUAUGCAGACUAAAGAGUUUAAGGCAGAGGAUGUGAUAAAUGGAAUCCAUUACGGGUUUUUAAGGCUGGAUGAUGAGAUGAGAGACCUGCCCGAAAUGAGCGCUGGCACGGACAAGUCCGGUUCUACCGCGGUUUGUGCGUUCAUAUCUCCUAAACAGAUUUACAUUGCGAACUGCGGCGACUCCCGGGCUGUCCUGUGUCGUUCCGGAAACCCGAUCUUUUCGACCAGAGAUCAUAAACCGAUCUUGCCUGCUGAAAAGGAAAGGAUUCAAAAUGCAGGGGGUAGUGUGAUGAUUCAACGGGUGAACGGGUCGUUGGCUGUUUCACGAGCGCUAGGAGAUUAUGAGUACAAAAACGUCGAAGGCCGAGGGCCCUGCGAACAACUGGUCUCUCCAGAACCGGAAAUAUUCUUACGGGACAGAGAUGACGAACACGAUGAGUUCUUAGUUUUGGCAUGCGACGGGAUUUGGGACGUUAUGACCAACGAAGAUCUCUGUCAUUUUAUACAUUCGAGGCUGUUGCUGACCGACGACUUAGAAGUGGUUACCAACCAAGUUAUAGAUACUUGUUUAUAUAAGGGAAGCAGAGAUAAUAUGAGCAUCGUAUUGGUUACAUUUCCCGGAGCUCCAAAACCGAGUCCAGAGGCCCAGAAGAAGGAAGCCGAAUUAGAAAUGGCAAUCGAGAGGAGGAUUAAAGAAAUUGUAGCGCAGCAAGAGAACAAAGACAGCUUCGACUUUCUGCAACUGCUUCAGCUUCUUAUGGAUCAGGAGUUGCCCAAUUUGCCACCUGGAGGUGGUCUUUCAGCUAAGCAACCAUUCAUCGAGAAGGUGUUUCGGGACGUUUGUCCCAGCGCAGCGGACAGCGUAAGUCUUGGAUACGAUUUCCCUUCGAUUUAACUAACCCCCUGGUCUCGUUCUAAAAGUCACAGAAAAUGUGCAACUAUACCUAGUACGUGUGUCCCGCUUUUACACAUCGAUACAGGAUUUAAUCACUGAACGAUUUAAUUUGCUCCUUGAUAUUCCUAUCUUAUGUACCUUCUGUCUAAAUCAGAAACAACAGAGCGCCAUUGCAACCAGGCCAGUGAACGUAGAAUGACUUUUCCCGACAGAGAAAACUAAUGUAAAGGGAGAGAAAAUUCUAUCGAGGAGUAGAGACAUUGAUGCAAUAAUGGAGUGGCAGAAUAGAUGUAAACAAAAAUUGUACAGUACCGAUACAUUCAUGCGUUGUUUUACAGAAAAAAAUUUAAUUAUUUAUCGCUGUUGUUGCUUGUAGAACGUCCCAGGCGUAAUAAUUACAGUCCGCAAGGAUUUAACGUCGAAAUGCAAAUUAACAUCCUAUUGGCCAAUUAGACACUAACGAAACGCACGCCAAAUCUAAUUAGCAGUAAUGAAGAAAGCACACAGACAUGCAUUUAUUAUAUUACACAACGUAACCGAAGACUUAAUUCAAAUGCGAAACAUCGUGGUAUUUAGAAAUGGCAUUUGCACUUGAGAGCCAUUGUACUUUUCUGGUCCUCCCCUUUUUUUUAUAUAUAUAUGUGUGUAUGAAAAUUCAUCGUAUUACAUUAUUCGGUACGAGGCCGCAGGAGCAUUCUAAGUUUAUUAUUCUUUCACCGUAGUCAGACGCAGUAACGAUUGCAAAAUGUUAUUAACAACAGUGGUGAUUAAAUUCGAACGGAAAUAAUAAUUCUCAGUCCGACGCGAUUGGACGCGAAUAGAUGGAAAACCAGGCCAGUUCCCUCGAGAAGAUUUUAUUGUGCGUAAAUAAAAGAGAAAAAAAAGGCAUGCAAGUAACAGAGAUAGAGCAAACGGAAUUGAGGCAAGAUUUUCGAUAGAUCAAUUUUGGCGAGUCAUAAAAAGCGGUCCAAGACGGUUAACAGAAAAAGAGAUCCUACACGCAGUAACAAAUAACGUGUUCUCACAGAUUUUAUCGGUUACCACCAUCUAUUGUUGGAUUUUGUACAUUUUCCCCACGUCCGAAAAAUGGAAGGAAAAGAAAAAUUAUAUUAAGGUUGUUUGCGCAGGGGUUCAGAGAUAUUGUACUAAGGGUUGCAAACGAGGCCGUACUCUAAUGAAAAUCUAGAUGACGCGAAAGUGUAGUUUUAACUACUUUCAUUGUCACGUGCAAAACCCAUAUUAAUAAUGUUAAUUCCUUCCCCAAAUUUAUCUGAGAUAUUUUUUUAUCGUAUUAGAGUUUAUUGUUCUCGAUAGUUUAAUUCGUUGAUACGAUCGACAGGGUCGGAAGCGGAAUUAGAGACGAAUGCGUAUUCGUAGUGUUGUUAAAAUCUUUAUCGCAAGAGGAACUAGGGAAAUAGGGUAUAUAGUUUGACCGUAUGUUUUCUCUUCUCUCUAAAUUAAAUUCGUUUACCGCGUAUAUAAUCAAUGCGUGUGAUCUAGAUGUUCAUUCAAAAUGGACGGUACAGUAGAAUAUUUCUACGGUAAGCCCCUGCCGUGUUGACAAAAAGAUGCGUAACAUUACAUUAUAAUAAUUACAUACAUAUAUUUUUGUAGUUCUAGGGGACUCAUGUCCAGAAUAUUUACUCGUAUGUCUGGUCAAUUUCUCCCUCUCUCCGUCGGACAAUUGUUAGUAGGGAGACUUGCAAGGCUUUUUCGUUCUCAGGCGUUUAAUAAUAAUAAGAAAAAAAAAAGAAACAAAGGAAGAAGAAGCAUAAGGAAAACGAAAACAACCGAAAGUCGUUUGCGCGUGUAGAGUCGGAAAAACUGACCACUUUAAUAUUAGGAUUUGCAGUUCUGUAUAUAAAUAUAGAUACUGUAUCCACGGAUGUUUGUACGGAUAUUUCGUUUAUCGUAGUUUUGAGGACGAUUCGAUUAGAGGCGUAGCAUCAACGGAGGCCUUGAUUUUAGUUUCGCGUAACGCGUUGGAUUUCCUUUCCUCCUUGUUUUUUUCUUUAGGGUUUCUCCGCUUUUUCGCGCAAGACAUCGUUCCCAGUCGAAUCAUCUUCAACUCCUCGAAACCUGGAAGGAGGUGCGAAAUUGCCCUCGAAAUAAUUCGUAAACGGGCAAAAUUUAAAAAAAAAAAAGAAGAAAAGAAAAGCAUAAGAACAGUCGAGCUCCGCGUGUACUCGUGUUAAUUAAUUCCGAUCCAUGGACAAUAAACGGUUGCUGCUCAGAGCUUUGACGUUCCCUCGUUAUGCCGUGCUUGUUGACGAUGCAGAAACUACUUGUCAAGGCCAUCCUACAAUCCUAACGUGUAGUACACACAAACAUACACAAUUGGAUGUAUACAUAUAUAUAUAUAUAUAUACACCAAAGUACAUUUAUCGUUCCCUGGUUGUAAAAUAACGUGAUGGUAGUAAAAGGGGUAUUACAGAAGUUCGCUAUAAUUCGGGAAAAAGAGCGAGGCAGUCUCCUAGUGUCGCGUUGGAAUGCCUUCGUAAACGUUACAUUGUUUUUUUUUUAUUUUGUUGUUAUUUCCUUUUUCUUUGCUUCAACUUUUGGAACGAAUUUAUUAUCGCUGCUCGCCGAAGAGAUUAAUCGUUUAAUUAAUUUGACGAAUCUUAGAGUCAUUCCCGAAUUAUAGCAGCGCAUAAGUGCCGUUUCGGAGCAACGGCCAAGUGACGGGGAAGGACUUCGACGAAUGUGAAAAUCGGUAACCGUGCGGUGGUUGUUGCCGAUGGUGAAUGAAAUAUAAAAAUGAUAAACAGAAGAUACGUCCUCGCCAAUCGGUCAAACUAUCCGUCGGGGAUUUAUAUCCCGAUUUCGAGAUGUCGGAUAAAAUGAUACCGCCCUGGUAUCUUUCACCCCGAGUCCUGCACCCUCGUUCUGUACAUAGAAUUUUACUUGGCCAACGUGAGGACGUAUUUUAAUAUAUGUGUAUUAUAUAUCCUGGAGGUAAUUCCUCGUCACUUGGGUGAGUGAUCCUUAGCUUUCCGCGACGUCGUCUUGUUGCCCCUCGAAGGCACAGGUCUUUUACUCCCUUCCUCGCAACUUAAAAAAAAAAAAAAAAAAA
Orussus abietinus is the source of this 4576-nucleotide messenger RNA. Its product is annotated as protein phosphatase 1B. Gene Ontology annotation, molecular function: protein serine/threonine phosphatase activity; manganese ion binding; magnesium ion binding. Lineage: Eukaryota; Metazoa; Arthropoda; Insecta; Hymenoptera; Orussidae. The record is from RefSeq and is a predicted model, not a curated record. The transcript has 5 exons. Gene Ontology annotation, cellular component: nucleus; cytosol. The coding region runs from base 373 to 1503 and encodes 376 amino acids. Gene Ontology annotation, biological process: negative regulation of stress-activated MAPK cascade; protein dephosphorylation.